Molecule: messenger RNA, 603 nt
Organism: Nerophis lumbriciformis (worm pipefish)
Lineage: Eukaryota; Metazoa; Chordata; Actinopteri; Syngnathiformes; Syngnathidae
Source: RefSeq, a predicted model, not a curated record
AUGACCGCCGUGCCUCCAGCUUCUCCACCUUCUCCGGCCGCCGGUUCACCUGGAGGAGCCGCCGCCGCCGAGAACGCGAGUCCGGGAUCCAGCAGCUCCAACACGGCCGAAGGCGGCAACCAGGACAGCACGUUUGAAUGCAACAUUUGUCUGGACACCGCCAAGGAUGCCGUCAUCAGCCUUUGUGGACACCUCUUCUGCUGGCCUUGUUUGCACCAGUGGUUGGAGACAAGACCCAGCAGACAAGUGUGCCCUGUGUGUAAGGCUGGCAUCAGCAGGGACAAAGUGAUCCCCUUAUAUGGGCGCGGAAGCACCGGUCAGCAGGACCCCAGAGAAAAAACACCGCCGCGACCACAAGGCCAAAGGCCUGAGCCAGAAAACCGUGGGGGCUUCCAAGGAUUCGGAUUUGGGGACGGAGGUUUUCAGAUGUCCUUUGGAAUCGGUGCUUUCCCCUUUGGUAUUUUUGCCACCGCCUUUAACAUAAACGACGGCAGACCCCCACCAGCUGCCCCGGGCACCCCGCAGCACAUGGACGAGCAGUUCCUGUCGCGACUCUUCCUCUUUGUGGCGCUGGUCAUCAUGUUUUGGCUCCUCAUAGCGUGA